Molecule: messenger RNA, 1986 nt
Organism: Fusarium sp. VM40
Lineage: Eukaryota; Fungi; Ascomycota; Sordariomycetes; Hypocreales; Nectriaceae
Source: the annotation of a GenBank genome assembly
AUGGGACGAAGAAAGAUUGAGAUCAAGGCGAUCAAAGAUGACAGGAAUCGCUCUGUCACAUUCUUGAAGCGAAAAGGCGGCCUCUUCAAGAAGGCUCAUGAGCUUUCCGUGCUUUGUUCCGUUGAUGUUGCCGUCUUUAUCUUUGGUAAUAACAAGAAGCUUUACGAAUACUCGUCCGCAGAUAUGCGAGAGCUCAUCCACAGAUAUCAAUAUCAUGGCGGUCCGAGUGAACACAAAGGCCCAUCCGACUUCAACGGCGGUAACGAUGACGACGAGGACGAGGAAGGCGAUGGUACCCCUCCCCAUGGAUCUGAAGUUGUUGAGAACCAGAUGAUGCCACCGCAUCCCUACGCACAGCAUCAGCCUUCUUUCCCUCAGAUUCGACAUCACACACCUUCGGCAUCACCACCUAUCGGUAAUGGCAGCGGUCCCUUCCAAGCGCAUCCCGGACAUCCUAUUCAGCGACAACAUACCCCGCAGCCGUCAAUCGGUUCACGGCCGGCAUCUCGAACUGAUAUGCGCCGAAUGGGUCCCAGCAUGAUUCAGCCUCCACCUCCCAACGGUCCUCCGCAUCCUGGAAUGAACUACAUGCCUAAUCCGCCUAUCUACAACUCGCCUCAUCCUCCCGGUCUAAUGCAUCAACACGGUCCUCAUCCUCCAUCGCACCCUCAGCCUCAGUAUGCAUACCACCAGCAACCCGGUCCAAUGCAGCAACAAGCGCCGUAUAUGGAUGACCGCAGGUCCCCGAUGCCGUCCCCGAUGCCUCCCGCUUACACUUCGCAACCGCCGUCACAAGGAAUACAAGCUCCAGCACGACCCACCCCAUCGCCCCAGCCAGUGCAACAACAUCUUCCCCAAGGCUUGUCGCAAAUGUCUCCGCCGCCACCCCAACCUGAACGUCGCCUGCAAGAUCCUCCACCGCCGCCUCCUAUUGAACCCAAGACUGAACCACAAGAACGCCCUCAACCGCCUCUACUGAAUACGGACAGCGCCAUCAAGAAGCUACCUCAAAGGAAGUCGCAUAGUAUCUUCACUCCUAUUGAAGAGAACCGGUCGAUCUUGUCCCAGCACCUUGCAUCUUUUACUUCCGAAUCCGUUAAAUCUGAGUCUGCUGCAGCUGCCGCCGCUGCUAAUGCCGCCAACGCCGCCAACCGUUCUCAGUCAGUGGAUGUGGCUGCACUGAAUCGGGCCGCUGACGCGGCUAGAUCAUCACCUCAUCUGCCACAGCGGGCCAGUACCCAAACCGAUGAAAAGUCCCGAACUGUAUCUUUGUCGUCAAUUCCAGAAACCACUUUGACGCCGCCAUCGCGGUCAAAUAGUACCAAGGCGGCUGGUGGUCCUGGUGGUGCUCGACCUCGUGGCCCUCGUUUAACGGUGCAGAUUCCAGAUGGCGGAUCUGAAGGCGGCGGCAGUGCACGAACGGCAGAGUCAAACUCUCCUCGUAAUGCUGCCGAAACCACUACACAGCCUCCUCAACGUCACAACUCCCAGUCGUCGCUCGUGCUUCCUCCUCCGUCUCCUUCUGCAUCUGCAAUAUUGUCUGCGGGUGCUACUGGCCCACCAAAUCCCUUUGCUCGGCCACCUCCUCAGCAGCAUGUGAAUGGUGAAACUCCUGUCUCUGCCCUGCCAUCACGUUUCUUGACAAAUGAACUCCUGCCAAGCCCAAGUAGCUUCUACCCUGAUUGGAAUUUCAGGGGAGGUGACAGUAAUACACUACCUAGCCCGCUCAACUUUGCUACUCCGGUUGUCGGAUCAGGGCCUAGCUUUCUCAGAGAUGAAAACCUAAACACAACGCCUAAUGCGACUCUCAUUGCCUUGAAGGAUGUGAAGGACACAACAUCAAAUGCCAAUGGGAGCUUGGGUCAGAACUUGAGUGUCGGCAUAGGCAAUUCUACUGCGACAAAACGAAAGACUCCUGAAGUAGGAGCCACAUCUCAGAGUGAGGCCGCAGAAGAGUCAGAAGCAAAGAGGGUCAAGGUUGAAUGA